Acomys russatus (golden spiny mouse) is the source of this 1735-nucleotide messenger RNA. RefSeq names its product proline rich 7, synaptic (gene Prr7). The transcript is spliced from 4 exons. The record is from RefSeq and is a predicted model, not a curated record. Bases 557 to 1366 code for a protein of 269 amino acids. Lineage: Eukaryota; Metazoa; Chordata; Mammalia; Rodentia; Muridae.
GCUCAGCACGCGCCCGUGCGCGCGCCCCGUGCCUCCAGCCCUGCGCUCGAAGCGGCUUUCGCUGCCACUGUCUGCUCCCCGGGGCCGCCGCCUGCUUCAAGCUGGGGCUUCUGUCCGCUAGGCCGCUCGCCUCAAGGCAGGAAGACGAGUUCGUGGAGGAUGCCUGGGCCCCUCACCACAUGGAAAGUGGACAGCGACUGAUUCAGAUACAGACUAAACCUUAGCACCUCCUAUUAGCUGUGUGACAUGAAACAAGGCUCUUCCUUCUGAGGGCUUGUCACUUCAUCUAUCAAAUGGUGGCGUGACCAGAAGUGACAAGGUCGCUCGCGGCCCCGGGUAAAAUAAGCCCGCGCCGCCCGGCGCCAUGGAAAGGAGCGGGAACCAAAGUUGCCCCUCGCCGGCAUGCGCGCCCAUUGAGCCCCGCCGCAGGCAGCCCCCGGCCGCAGGUCCCCGAGUGACGCUGGCGGCACCUGGGAGCGUGGCGCGGCCCCGGGGCCACGCCGAGGAGCCCAGCGUCCAGUAAAGCUGCCGAGGACCUGCCGCUUGUGCCGCAGCCAUGGUGAUGUCCCAGGGCACCUACACGUUCCUCACAUGCUUCGCCGGCUUCUGGCUCAUCUGGGGUCUCAUCGUCCUGCUCUGCUGCUUCUGCAGCUUCCUGCGCCGCCGCCUUAAACGGCGCCAGGAGGAGCGACUGAGAGAGCAGAACCUGCGUGCCCUGGAGCUGGAGCCCCUCGAGCUUGAGGGCAGCCUGGCUGGAAGUCCUCCGGGCCUGGCGCCGCCGCCACCACCGCACCGCAGCCGUCUGGAGGCGCCUGUGCACGCGCACUCGCACGUGCACGUGCACCCGCUGCUGCACCACGGGCCAGCGCAGCCGCACGUGCACCCGCACCCACACCAUCACGCACUGCCGCACCCACCGCCGCCGCACCUUUCAGUGCCGCCCAGGCCCUGGAGCUACCCGCGCCAAGCGGAAUCGGACAUGUCUAAGCCGCCGUGCUACGAGGAGGCGGUGCUGAUGGCGGAGCCGCCACCGCCCUACAGCGAGGUGCUCACGGACACUCGCGGCCUCUACCGCAAGAUCGUCACGCCCUUUCUGAGCCGCCGCGACAGCGCCGAGAAGCAGGAGCAGCCGCCUCCGAGUUACAAGCCUCUCUUCCUGGACCGGGGCUAUACCUCGGCGCUGCAUCUUCCCAGCGCCCCGCGGCCCGCCGCCCCCUGCCCUGCCCUCUGUCUGCAGACUGACCGCAGCCGCCGGGUCUUCCCCAGCUGGACCGACACAGAGCUCAGCAGCCGCGAGCCCCUGGAGCACGGAGCUUGGCGCCUGCCCGUCUCCAUCCCCUUGUUCGGGAGGACUACAGCCGUAUAGAGGGGCGCCCGGCGUCCCGGGCCCCACGGGCGAACUCCUAGCCUGACUGCGGGGCUUUUUAAAUGCUUCCCUUGGACUGCAAGGAGGGGAGGGGGGAGGGAGGGAUUUCUUACCCUGUUUGUUACAUUUUGAGGAUAAUAAAGGUGUGUGAUCUGCUUUGGUACAAGCGGAGGGGGGACACCAGCUGCUUUAAGUCCUAGGUGCUAGUGACCAAGCAUGUGGACCUUAGGGUAGGGACCUGGGGAGCGGGUAGUACGGAAACGAAACCAAAGGUUGCUUCUCAGGGCGAGCCGUUCAGGCUCCAUCUAGCCAGCUUUUGUGCGCCCCCGGUAGCCUCGGAGAUGUGCGGAGUUGGGAAGCUGGUCAUGA